GUGUCCUGCCUCUGUGGCUCUGCACCAUGCCUGCUCUGUGGCUGCUGCCCCUCGGCCAAGAACUCCACCGUCUCCCGCCUCCUCUUCACCUUCUUCCUCUUCCUUGGCACCCUCGUGUCCAUCAUCAUGAUAAUCCCUGGCGUGGAGAAGGAGCUGCACAAGCUCCCUGGCUUCUGUGAAGGCAGCAGCUCGGGGGUGCUGGGGGUGCAGGCCCACGUGGACUGUAGCAGCUUCCUGGGCCACAAGGCCGUGUACCGCGUGGGCUUCGCCAUGGCCUCCUUCUUCUUCCUCUUCGCCGCGCUCCUGCUGUGCGUGCGCAGCAGCCGGGACCCGCGGGCCGCCCUGCAGAACGGCUUUUGGUUCUUCAAGUUCCUGGUGCUGGUGGGGAUCACGGUGGGGGCCUUUUACAUCCCCGAUGGUGCCUUCACCUCAGUCUGGUUUUACUUCGGUGUGGUUGGCUCCUUCCUCUUCAUCCUCAUCCAGCUCAUCCUGCUCAUCGACUUCGCCCACUCCUGGAGCCAAGUGUGGCUGCGCAACGCGGGGGAGGGCAACACCAAGGGCUGGUAUGCAGCCCUCUGCAUCAUCACCUCCAUCUUCUACGCCGCCUCCAUCGCGGCUGCAGUGCUGCUCUACAUCUACUACACCAAGCCCCAGGACUGCACAGAGGGCAAGGUCCUCAUCAGCAUCAACCUCAUCCUCUGCCUCAUCGUCUCGGCCGUGUCCAUCCUGCCCAAGAUCCAGGAAGCUCAGCCACACUCAGGGCUGCUACAAGCAUCUCUCAUCACCCUCUACACCUUCUAUGUCACCUGGUCUGCCUUGGCUAACGUGCCCACCCAGACCUGUAACCCCACACUGCUAGUGAGGAACAGCACUGGCUCGGUCACCCAACAGCAGACAACCUGGUGGGAUGCCCCGAGCAUCGUGGGGCUGAUCAUCUUCAUCCUCUGCACCCUCUUCAUCAGCCUGCGCUCCUCGGACCACCCGCAGGUGAACAAGCUGAUGCUGACGGAGGAGGAGGGCGCGGGGGCCCGUGGGGAGGAGGCCCCCCCGGGAGGGGCUCACCGCGCCUACGACAAUGAGCAGGACGGCGUCUCCUACAGCUACAGCUUCUUCCACCUCUGCCUCCUCCUCGCCGCCCUCUACAUCAUGAUGACCCUCACCAACUGGUACAGGCCGGACGAGACCCUGCAGGUGCUGAGGAGCCCCUGGACGGCCGUCUGGGUGAAGAUCUGCUCCAGCUGGGCCGGGCUCCUGCUCUACCUCUGGACCUUGGUGGCUCCGCUGGUGCUGCCGAACCGGGACUUCAGCUGA
Messenger RNA from Chaetura pelagica (chimney swift), 1311 nucleotides. RefSeq names its product serine incorporator 2 (gene SERINC2). The record is from RefSeq and is a predicted model, not a curated record. The transcript is spliced from 9 exons. Gene Ontology annotation, cellular component: membrane. The coding region runs from base 127 to 1311 and encodes 394 amino acids. NCBI's taxonomy places the organism in Eukaryota, Metazoa, Chordata, Aves, Apodiformes, Apodidae.